GUGCGGUUUGCGCUGUGUUUGAGGCUUCAACAACAGUUUCCUAAGACCAAAAUCAGAAAUUGAGGAGAUGUCUUCAGAAGGGAUCGUGAGUGUAGUGGGGAGUGAGAUGAUGCCCCUGGAUUAUGGGAGCAUGGAUGCGGAGAGCAGUCUGUCUCCAUCUGGUUCGGAGAGGACGGUGGAGGAGAGGAGGGAUCAAAGGGUAGUAGAGGAGGAGGAAAAUGAGAUUCCCUCAAAUAUUUUAGAGGCUGGGGGGGAUGUAGAUGGGUGUUAUGACCCAGACUUAGAUAUAGUGUCCGAGGUGAGGGGGUAUGUGAGUGAACUGGGCAAUAGGAGCAGCCUUAAGGGUCUGGUAGAGAACUGCAACCUCCCGCACCAUGUCCUGAUUAGGCCUGCCGGGGUGAACGAGUUUCCCAUCCCAGAGUUACUAGUUGGGCUGUUACUAGAUUACAGCAUAGGGAUCACCCAACUAACCCCAAAUGCCCCUGAGGGUAAGGGGGAGAAGGGAUGGUACUACUUCGAUCCUCGGUCGUCCAGCAAAGAAAAUAGGAAUUUGUUCUCUGCUGGACCGUCAUCCAUCAAAGGAUGGAAAAAAAAAUUCUUCUUUGUGGAUGACACCGAGUGGAGUAGGAGGGACGCCGAAGUAGAACAAUUGUCUGCUUGGAAAGGGAAGAAGACCAACCCGAAAGCAAUAGAGGCUGCAGAGCUCUAUGGGCCAAGCUCAUUGAGCGAAGUUGAGAUGGACAGCUUUAUAAAUGCUACUGGAGGGUUGCGUAUCCCAAAGAAGCCAAGGAAGAAGUCAAAGACUUCAACUGCGGUAGAGAAGGGGGUGGCAGAAAGGGAGCGGCAGUCCAACACUUCUGCCCGGGCUGUGGAUGUGCAGCCAAGGCUAGACCCUGUAAUGGGGGGCAGUGAGGGGGCGAGUGAGGAGGUGGCACCGCUCCAGAGAAAGAAGAGGAAGGUGGCAGAAUCGGCGGUUAGGAGGGAUGAGCUGGUUGAGUUCGUGCCUCGGCCUUCACCUCCAGAAAAGAGUUUGUUCGAAGCAACGAACACUACUGGAGCAAAACGGUUCCUCAACGCGACGCUGCCUGAGGUGGAUAGGAGGCAAGCGACGCAAGAGGCGGUGGGCCACCUGGGGGCAACUGUUGUGAGGCAUGCCCUGGAGGUCUUACUUCUACUUGCAUUGCAAAGUGCAAGCUGGACAAACGCUCUAGCGCAGGAGUAUGCGGAGAGCGUGAGAGAUCGUGCCAGCUUGCAGAGGCAGUGCGAGCAGCUGCAGAAGGAGAGGGAGGAGCUGCAAAAGGAGAAGGAAGAGUGGGAGAAGGAGAAGAGGGAGAUGCAGAGGAGGCUGGAUGAAGUUCUACCUUCAGUUACCGAGCUCCAGAACGACAACGAUGUCUUGAGCAUGAAACUCGUUCUUGAAGAACGUAAGAGGAAAAUCUGCGAAGAGAAGCUCGAAGCUCAAGACAAAUAUAUUGAAAAUAUGAGGAAAGGAGCGGUGGAGCUGAAGAAGAACGUGAAUCUGCUGGUUCACAACGGAAUGGAGGAGCACAUUGGCAACUUCCUGAACUUCAGCGUCUUCGAGAACAUCAUCAACCUGUGGGAGCAUGACGCAGAGGGACGCACCAUCUUCCCUCCAGCCUUUGAUGCUGAGCUGGUGGUAGUGGAGGAAGAGGGAGAAGAAGAAGAAGCACGAGGUGCUAGAGUUGAGGAUCAGGCAAACCUGGCCGAAGUGCAGCCUCCCGAAGUGCAUCCAAUCUCUUCUGAUGAAGUGCAGCAGCUGGUGCCUCCUGAAGCAGAAGCGCCACCCCUGCCUACUGGAGAUGAGUCACUCCAACCACCUCUUCCUGCUGAGGAGCGGCCUCCCCCCUCAGCAGAUUAGCAAGGGAUAUUUUGUUUUAACUGUGUUUACAAUUUUGUAAUUGAUUUUGAUGUAUUUAUGAAAUUUUUGAAGGUAUUUGUGACUUGCAUAUUUUAAUAUUUGUUUGUUGUUUCUGUUUCAAGUAAAUUGCUUCGGGUAAAAUAAACUGACUUAAGUAAC
Rubroshorea leprosula is the source of this 2038-nucleotide messenger RNA. NCBI's taxonomy places the organism in Eukaryota, Viridiplantae, Streptophyta, Magnoliopsida, Malvales, Dipterocarpaceae. The record is from the annotation of a GenBank genome assembly.